This is a messenger RNA of Camelina sativa (false flax), 1352 nucleotides long. Its product is annotated as MATH domain and coiled-coil domain-containing protein At2g42470-like. The record is from RefSeq and is a predicted model, not a curated record. Gene Ontology annotation, molecular function: protein binding. NCBI's taxonomy places the organism in Eukaryota, Viridiplantae, Streptophyta, Magnoliopsida, Brassicales, Brassicaceae.
UUCCUUAUUUCAGUUGGAUUACGAUUCUGAAAAGCUUUUCAUAUAUAAUAAGAUCAUACGAUGCAUAUGGGUGAAUAGUUUUUGUGAGUCUUUGGCUAGAAACCCUAAAGAAUCAGAGGAUAUGGUGGAGGAUCAAAAGGAAACGACGAGUUUCACGUUUGAGAUAGAUAACUUCUGGGAGAAGGAAGCUGAUGUGAUACGGUCUCCUAUAUUCUCCAGCGGUGGUGGCUGCGAAUGGUAUGUUGACGUUUAUCCCAAAGGAUACGGUGCUGUUAAAGAUCACUUGUCUGUGCACUUCGGCGUUGCGACUCCUGAAUCACUCAGACUUGGAUGGAAAAGACGAGCUAAUACUUCACUCGUUCUGUUAAAUCAAUCAGGCAAAGAGCUCUACAGAUCGCCUAAAUACUGCUAUUUUUUCUGCGCUCAGCUGCUAAAGUGGGGUUAUUCAAGGGUUUCCACUCAUAAGAAGCUUAAAGAAGAAGGGCUUCUGGAGAAUAACAACAAACUGAUCGUUCAAGUCGAAAUAAAAGUAGUUGAGGAAGGGGAUAUAACUGGGAACGAGAUGUUAGAUGUCCGUGGUUUCCAAGUUCUUUACUCUCAGGUUACUUCAGCGACUCACCUUCUCCAGGAUCACCCGGACAUUGCAGUAAAUUUCAUACCAAAGAUCCCAUUGGUGAAAACAGCGUACAUGAGUGCCCUCCUUGGUCUUGUCGAGACACUGAACAAGCCUCCAGAAAGCUUCACCGAGACUGAGCUAAAUAAAGCUAAGAGGGAGUUGAAUGAGCUAACAAGAGCGGGGUUUAAGCUAGACUGGUUGGGUACAAAGCUUGAUGAGCUUUCUUUUGAUGACAAGGAUCAGAAAGCAAAUGCUGACGAUGGGGAUUCACUAGUGGAGGAAUUGUUCAAGGUUGUUGUUCACUCUUGGAAUGAUUGGAAAGUAAGAGUGGGAUUCUCUCAUCUUCUUCAUAGUGAGAAAAUCGACUAAAACACGCACAUUUUCUUUUUGUUUGUUUUCUUUUAUCAAUGAAGAUGAAGUUCAAGUUGUUUUCUCAAUCUGGAACUGAAGCUGUUAGUUUUAACAUGUAAUAUUCAAAAUAAUCAUCAUGACACAGGAAUGGUUAUUUUUUUUUACUUUGACAAUCACUAGAGGUUAUACAGUUGUGAUUAUUUGAGUAACUAUUAGCACAGAUGUGUAAUUUCGUUCCAAAUAACUAAUACUGAGAUUACUAACGUUUAUUGACCCCUGAAGCUUUGGACUCCAAUUCGUCUCUGGAUUAGGUAGGAAACGAGCUGCUUUGGAAGUGGAAGGUUCUCUGCCUUGCUCAGCAAACAGUGUGACACGAAAAACCAAC